This is a messenger RNA of Arachis ipaensis, 762 nucleotides long. Lineage: Eukaryota; Viridiplantae; Streptophyta; Magnoliopsida; Fabales; Fabaceae. The record is from RefSeq and is a predicted model, not a curated record.
AAAGUCCUAAGCAUUAUUUUUUUUUUCCCCACCAACAUGGCUAGCUCUUUUGUCCUUAAGAUAAUUUACUUGGCCAUGAUGAUAAUGUGCAUAAUGUUGGGUCAAAUUUCAUCACUUACACAAGGUGCUCCAACAUGUGGCAAGAUUCGAAUCACAUUAGCACCAUGCCUUUCAUACCUUAGGAGAAAUGGUGAUAGAGACUUGAUCCCUAGAAAAUGUUGUCAUGGGGUUAAGAAGGUGAACCAUGGAACCAAGAACAAACAAGAUCGUCAAUCUGUUUGCAAGUGCAUCAAAAGAACAACUCAGAAUGUUAAGGGUCUGAAUCUUAAGAAGCUUGCUAAUCUUCCUCAAAAGUGUGGAGUUAAAUUGCCCUACAAGUUAUCCCCUUCCAUGGAUUGCAACAAGAUUAACUGAGCUUGUAAGGAACUGUGCUUUUGGAUUAUGUUACUUUAUUGAAGAAGUUGUGUAUCCCUAAAUUCCUAAAUAUAGACUACAAACUAAGAUUUGAGAUAUUGAUGAAAGAUUCUACAAUGUAUUGUAUCACUUGAAAGUAAUAGUUGAUAGAAAUAAAUUAUUAUACUUUCCAUCCAAUCUCCUUAUCCCUCACCAUAAUAAGUGAUAAUACUUUAAUUGCUUCUUCCUUUUCCCAAAAUAAAAAGUUAUUUGGAGGGCGUUAUUUAAGCAUGUAAAGCUUGGUGUCCAUCCAACAUUGAAAUAGGAAGAUAUGUCAUAAUCUAAAUUUUAUUAUUAAUAUAAGAUACA